Messenger RNA from Funneliformis caledonium, 609 nucleotides. The record is from the annotation of a GenBank genome assembly. Lineage: Eukaryota; Fungi; Glomeromycota; Glomeromycetes; Glomerales; Glomeraceae.
AUGGGAAAGAAAUUCGCAGAUUCCGCUUCAAUUCCUCGAAAUUGGCCUUCUGACGUGAUCUAUCUAACCUCAAAUGAAUUCUCUCCUCCUUCGUUAAAACCUCCAAAUCCUUUAUCAUUUCCUCUUCCAAUAUCGAAACACCCAAAUCAUCCAUUUACUUCUUCCAAUUUACUUCCAAUAAUUCCCUCGCCUCCAAUGCCAAAUCCCAACGUUAUAAUAAAGAAAUUAACACAACAUGAUCAUCCUGCUUAUCCAGGAUAUGGAUUAUUUGCUAACAAAGAUUUAAAAGAAUGUAAUCUUGUCGUUUGUUAUACUGGUAAAGUUACGAGAGGAGGUGAAGAAGGAAGUGAUUAUGUAUUGGGAUUUUGCAGCGAACUUUGUAUCGACGGUUGGAAAAAAGGUAAUGAAGGACGAUUUGUAAACGAUUAUCGAGGCAUUCUACAAAGACCAAAUUGUACAUUUCAUGAAUUUAUUGAUGCGCAAACAGGUGAAAUAAAAAUGGGAAUUUGGAUUUGUGCAGGCGUAGGAAAAAUUAAAAAAGGACAUGAGAUCAUGGUUAAUUAUGGAAAAGGUUUCUGGAACAGCAGAGGGUUAUUGCGUGCGUAUUAA